AGCUCCUGGAUGGGGCCGGGGAGGCUUUCUCUGGCUGGGAUGAAGAACUUGAACAGAAACUCAUUGCCGGCUUCCUCCCUGUGUGAGCUGUGUGUGAUUCCCUGGUCCACCACCCUCCCCCAGGACAUCAAGGACAGUUACCAGGUGCCGGGGCCUGAGGAGCCAUGACAAUGGAGGCUCUCCCCAAGGUCGUGGAGGUCGACGAGAAGUCUCCAGAAUCCAAGGACCUGCUGCCCAGCCAGACCGCCAGCUCCCUGUGCAUCAGCUCCAGAAGUGAGUCUGUCUGGACCACCACCCCCCGGAGUAACUGGGAAAUCUACCGCAAGCCCGUCGUCAUCAUGUCCGUGGGCGGUGCCAUCCUCCUCUUCGGUGUGGUCAUCACCUGCUUGGCCUACACCCUGAACCUGGGUGACAAGAGCCUUAAGGUCCUUAGGAUGAUAGGGCCUGCCUUCCUCUCCCUGGGACUCAUGAUGCUGGUGUGUGGGCUGGUGUGGGUGCCCAUCAUCAGAAAGAAACAGAGGCAGAGACAGAAAUCGGUUUUCUUCCAGAGUCUCAAGUCCUUCUUCCUGAAUCGCUGAUGGCAGCCUCACCCUCUGUCCUCCCCAUCCCCCUACCACCUCAACCCGGAGAAGGAGAUCUGACCAACAUUCAACAUCCCUGUCUCCUUGGUGGGGUUUGCCAUAAAACUGAUCCUGGCAAACCCUCUUCCUGGCCCUGUGGGCAAGAGAGCUCAGGGCUCCACUCUCCAUGUGGCUGGGGAACAUUGCUGGAUGUAUCUCAUUUAGUCUCUCUGUUAUUACUUAGAUCCUGGCCACAGCCAUCCCCUUUAAGGCCCUCAUUCCCUGCCCAUGCAUCCAGGCAUCACUCAUCUAACUCUCUCUGCCAAGCGCUAUGCACGUUGGGAAAUUCCUUGGGGUGCGCUGUGCCCCAAGGAGAACCUCAUGUUUACAUAUCUGAGUGCCUGAGCUGGAUUCCGCAUUUGCAUCCUUCUAGAACCAAAACUGACCAACAGAGGUCCUUCACGAAAGAGAGGGGAGGCUGAGUUCUGACCCAUUGGGUUUGCCAGUCCAGCUCCCUUCGUGGGCAAAAUACUGACUUGCAUUACAAGAGACCAGACAAGUCACAAGUAUGAAACAUUCCAAAGAGUGACAGUGAAAGAUGGCUGGGGAAAAACACUUUCCAAGAAUGCACAUUCCCCUAGACCUGGCUCUGGGAGUCAGCCAGCAGAGGAAGUUCAGUUCCCAGUUGUAUAGUAUCUACACCGGAGGCAGUGGAGUGGGCCAGGAGGUGUCACAGUUUCCCCCUGACCUUCUACUCCUUCUCCUUGACUCCUCUCUCCACCAAACUUGCCAAUUAGCCAAAGACAAGUGCACGUUGCCCUAACUUCCUCCUUCCCCCCAUCUGCAGUUCUAGAACAGCAAGAUAGACAGCUGCAGAGGGAUUCUGUAGGAUUGUUCUCUCGUUUACCACCAUUGAGAAACAAAACCAAGAAGAUCAAAUUCCACAUUUGAAUAGUAUGUAGGUUUCCAGAGAUGGAAUUCGCUUUCGAAAAUCCCCACUUCUGCCAUCCCUGUCCCCACCCACCAAACAAACAAACAUUUAUUGAGUGCCCUGCUCUGGGCGAGGCCCGGGGUUGGGAGCAAAACAGACACGGUCCCUGCUCUCAUCUUCUUUCCAAAGAGCUCCAGCCAGGCCAACAGGUGAUUGGAAUACCCUGUGCUCAGUCCUUGAUUGGGAAAAUGUGGGUGGGUGUGAGAACACGGAGGAGUCACCUAAUGCAGACUUGGCAGAGGACAGAGAGAUUGCUGGAGGCUGUCUCAUCCAAACUGAGAACAAAAGGAAAGAUAAGAGCAAAGAAGGGAAAGGAAAAGGAUUUCAGCAGCAGGAACUGCCUAUGCAAAAGCUUGGGGAGAGGAACAGGGAAACAUGAUAAAAUUAGGAAAUUGCAUAGCAACUUCCCAACCUUCCAAUGUUCCGUUUCAUCCCCUCUCAGCCUGCUUUCUCCCUGCUUCCCCAAGUGCCUAGUGCAGCUUCUCAGGGCACAUUGAGGGCCUCCUGGCAUGUAUGGUAGAGACUGGAAGGGUUUCCAGAGGGGUCACCAAGUGAGGUAAGCGCUCCCCAAACCUGGGGCUUCCUCUAACAACCAGAGGCCCUUAGAUGGCAGACCAGAAGGGGUACUUUUGAGAAAGCUAGCCACCAUGCUGCCCUGGGCCAGGCCUGAGGCCCAGUGGGGAGCACUUGAUAAUAAGGUGUGAAAGGAAGGCAUCCUGCACUGUAACCAUCAUUGGCUUGAGCUGACUCCCUUCACUCCUCAACCUUCUGCCCUGCCCCGGUCACCAUGGCAACCUUUCUCUAACAGGCCUCCAGGUAUCUCUGUCUUUCAUGGUGGUUCCAUAUGCAGAGUCAGAGCCUCACCUUGUUCCCUCUGCAUCAUGGGAAAUUCCACAGAGGCAGGUACCUGUGACAUGGGGACACACCCCUGCCUCACCCCUCUAAGGAGCCAGAGUUCGGGGAGGCUGUGGACUUUGAGCCUCUCUCAGACGGCCAUGUCUUCCAUUCAGACAGUGUGGCCGGGUCCUCUCACCCACCAGUGCCCUGCACACAGGAGGUCAGGACCAAUGUUGGGGGUGUUGCAAGUGUUAUGUCACUAAUUGUAGUUCUAGUGCCUCAAGUGACAAGGCUUGCCGAUCAUUUCCCUUUCUCUGACAUAAAUGCAGACUCAAUAUUGGCCUUAUAACAUCACUCGCUCAUUCCUCGAUGCUGUCUUACAUGGCAGCAAACGGGGUGGACUCCCAGCUAGCUCACUGGAAAUCCACACUUCCUACGUCCCAUUUCAUCUGCCCAGAAGCUUGUAGUCCGGGCACAGCUGUGGGAGCAGGGCCCAAGUGGACGCUGCUACCAUGUGUGUCUUAGUAGACGGAAGUCUGGGGACAGCCAUGGCUCUGGAAGGUGUCCACGUUCUGGACUCACCUUGUAGUCUGCAGCAGUACUCACCCACAUUCUCUGCCCCUCAAGCUACGUUGCUCAGAAAGAAAAAUGAAGAAAGGCUCUGAGGAAAGAUCCCCAAGCAUCGUUCGAUCCCACUGGGAUCCCCCAUGUGAGUGUGGGCCUAGGAGCAUGCCAGCAUCAUGCUGAGGGGCCUUUGCAGAAGACUGUCACCGCACAGAAGCCUGGGGUAUGACUGUGCCUGCUCUGUGAAUGCAGCCCAGGCCAGAUGCCACGUUUCUGGAAAAAAGCAUCACCGCCAUGACUCCUUUCAUUCUCGUGGAUCACAGGACAGGCCCAGCAUCCACGAGUUUGGCUAACUGGAUUGUAUUAUCUCACCCACAGCUACUCUGUUUGGGAGAGUCCGAUAUAAUCUGAGUCCUAA
This is a messenger RNA of Diceros bicornis minor, 3370 nucleotides long. RefSeq names its product phosphoinositide interacting regulator of transient receptor potential channels (gene PIRT). The record is from RefSeq and is a predicted model, not a curated record. Gene Ontology annotation, molecular function: transmembrane transporter binding; phosphatidylinositol bisphosphate binding. The coding region runs from base 165 to 578 and encodes 137 amino acids. NCBI's taxonomy places the organism in Eukaryota, Metazoa, Chordata, Mammalia, Perissodactyla, Rhinocerotidae. The transcript is spliced from 2 exons. Gene Ontology annotation, biological process: positive regulation of cation channel activity; phosphatidylinositol-mediated signaling.